GUCAGUGCCUCCUAAAGUGAAUGAUGCAACACCUGAACAAAACUCAAGCCAGCCUAAAUCUGCACAAGUUACUCUACAAUCAACUUCAACAGUCAAUGUUGUGGUUGUAGAAGAUGAAACUGCACAGCCAGAUCAGAUAGAAGACAAAACCACUGCUUCCAUUGCUGAGGAAUGGGAGCAGCUGGUUGUUGGUGAACUCACUGAGAAAUAUUCUCCUUCCCAUAUAUCUAAACACAAGUUGGAAGAAUCAGUUCUAUCACCAAUAGACAUUAACCGGCAGCUGGAUGUCAAAACUUCAAGGAUACUAGAGAGGCUAGAGGCACCAAGACAGUUAAAAUCUAAGGCAGUCUCUCCCACUAUCACAAGCAGCGGCAUCCAAAAUGCAGGUGUGCCAGUAAAGAUGCCUCUGAUUCCUUUCCAGUCCAAUCAGGCCUCAGACCCGAAUUCAACAUCAAGCGAACUAAUGAAACCCAACUUCCAGAGGCUUAAAAGGAAACACAAAUGAAAGUAGGUAACCCUUCAUUUGAAAGGACUUAUUUUGGCAUCAGAGGCCCAGGAGAUUUGCUUUACCUUUUACUUUUGCUCGGUUUUAGCAUGUCUGAUAUUCUUGUUCUAUAAGCAUACUGAAUAGAUACAGCAUACCAUGGUAGUAAAUAAUCAGAACAAAGUAGA
This is a messenger RNA of Rubroshorea leprosula, 672 nucleotides long. The record is from the annotation of a GenBank genome assembly. Lineage: Eukaryota; Viridiplantae; Streptophyta; Magnoliopsida; Malvales; Dipterocarpaceae.